This is a messenger RNA of Chara braunii, 2943 nucleotides long. Lineage: Eukaryota; Viridiplantae; Streptophyta; Charophyceae; Charales; Characeae. The record is from the annotation of a GenBank genome assembly.
GGAGUUCUUUUCAAAAAAAAAAAGAAGAAAAAAGAAAAGGGGCCUCUGCCUCUGCUGUGGGAGGGGUGAUGGCGGACUGCACGAGGUGUCUGCCGUCCUUCUUUGGAACCAAGCUGAUCCCGGCUUGCAAUGCACGAAAUCGGAUGUGGGUCAUGCUGUAGCCACGGUUGCCAGUCUCCCACAUCAGAUUGCAACUUGUGUGUGUGUGUGUGUGUGUGUGUGUGUGUGUGUGUGUGUGUGAGAGAGAGAGAGAGAGAGAGAGAGAGAGAGAGAGAGAGAGAGAGAGAGAGAGAGAGAGAGUCUUUCUCCUCGUCAGGCUGUCGAUAUUUUGUUGAGUUGUUUGAAUGCGGGUAGCACUACCCCCUUGGUCGAGAAUGGCCGUCCGGAUUUUGCAGUCGAAUGCACAGUUGGAAGAAAAUCGCAAGAUUGCCACUUGUUCCUACGCCAUGAACUCUCUGAUGAGCACUGACGCAAAGAACCCUCCUCGAUAGAUAGAUUGUGCAGUGUUUAUCUUGACACCAAGAUUUGUGAACUAUUUCGUCCAUCCAUUCUUUCGUUCGUGCGCGCACUUUCUCGUCUUUCGAUUGUCCGAUUGUCAAGUCGAUUUUUGUUUUUUUUUAUUUUUUUUCCCCUUUUGUGUUCAAGAUUCGAUUGUCCGUGCGUUUCAGCGAUUGUCCGUUCGAACCACGGCAGUUCUCUUCUGCUGCGUUUGGGGGUUCGAACGGAGAGCUGGGGUCGCCCUCAACGAGAGUGCUGCUGCCGUGCUUUUAGUUUGAGAGCCUUCCUGGAAUGCACACUGAAUAAUGGACCCUUCGCAUACCUGGUAGGUAGGUGGGGUGUCAUGGGUUCUCAGUGUGUCCUGUCUGUUGGGGGUACGUUUGUUGGAAGGACGUGUGUCGGUUUGGCGCUUCGCCUAUCUACCUACGUAGUGGUGUGACCGUACUCCGACCGGCGGAGAUUGCUUUCAGCCGUUAAAUUGAGAUCGGGAUUGGAGGCUAAAAAAGAAACGAAGGAAAAAAGAGAGAGAUCUGGAUUCGAGAGGAGGCUCGUGAGCGUAAAUUUUGUCGAUUUGCGCUGCGAGGUGGAUAUUCGCGAUGGCGUCUUUUCCGGAUCCAUCGGCGCGCUCUGGGCGGAGUCAGAGUCAAGGCGGGGACCCGCUGACGGCGGCGAAGCAUGCGCAAAGGGCGGGAACGGGAGCUCUGGCGAUGGCCACCCUGCAGGAUCAAUUGGCAGCCACGAUGAGGAGAGAGAGGGGAGGUGGGAAAGCAGCAGCUGCUGGGGAGAAGGGGGGGGCCACGGCAGCGACCUCCUCCACUACAGCAGGGGCAUAUGAGCUAUCUUCUACAGCUGCGAGAGGGCAACGUGGCACUUCGUUCUCGAUCCCCGGGACGGCUAGUUGGAUAGCACCACCAUCAGGGGAACUAGCGCAGUCGGGAUCCGGAGCAGGCGGGGGCGACCAGUCGUCGGCUUUCCGUGCUUCUACGGCCGGAUCGUCGGACUCGGUGGGGAGGAGUACGAGUUUUGACAGGCGGACUAUUGGUAGUAGUUCCAUGGUUGGUGGAGGAGGGACUGGCCAUGGCAGUGGUAAUAGCGGUGCUGGAGGAGGAGGAAAAGUAGGAGGGGGUGUAGCAGUGGCAGCAGGAGAUGGCGGCGGAGGAGAAGGGGCGGCGACCGGGCAACAACUGCAAGGAGGCGAGGGAGGGGGAACAACCCUUCCGAGAGUACGAAGCCCGACUCUGGACGGGAGGAAGGUGGGAGGAGGAGAAAGAGAACGGGGAGGGAGGGAGGGGAGUGUGGGUGGAAGUGGAGGUGCGGCGGUGUUGACAACAACGUCAAGCGCAAGAAGUCUUAGCAGUCAAGGAACUGCCGAUCAUGGAGGAACAGACGCCAUGUCGGAUAUCAUCGACCGACUUCUUUACCAUGCUUCCAGCAUUGGCGACGAGGCGGGGUCGGAAGGCGGGGCUGACGUGGCAGCCGGGUCGGAGUCUGGGACCGUGGAGGACGAGGCAGCAGCCGAACCGUUUGAUCCUUUUUGCAUCAAUGUCUGGUCGGGACCCCGUUCCAUGAGCACUUGCUUAAUGUAUUCAUUCUUACAGCGCGAUGAUGUUUGUGCUCUUGAUGAACCUUUAUAUGCACACUUUUUACGCCACACUGGAGUUUGGAGGCCUUAUCGCGACAGACUCCUCGCAGAGAUGGAUUCGAAUGGUGACCGUGUGGUUCAAGAUGUCAUUCUGAGUCCUCGAAAGAAGAAGAUCCUUUUUGUAAAGCAAAUGGGAAAACACAUUGCAGGGCUCAGCCAUCAGAGUCGAGAGUCCCUUUUGAUGGGAACAAGGCACGUGAUCCUCAUUCGGAAUCCCAUUGCAUCCCUUGUGGAGGUGGAGGAGGAAGAAUGUGUGAAGGUACUUGGGUAUGGUGGAUGGGUGGUGGAGGUGGAGGUGGAAGAGGGUGCGAAGGUGCUUGGCUAUGGUGGACGAGUGAAGGAAGUGAAGGUGGAAGGUGUGAAGGUACUUGGAUAUGGUGGAUGGGUGAAGGAGGUGGAGGUGAGUCCAGUUGCGGAAUUAAUGGUUAUGUGCGGUUGCAGAGUCUGUCGCGGUUGCAGCUGCACAUCUGGGCCGUUGCCUCUAUCCAAGAAGCUACUAUCGACCCGACCAUGAUCUUCUUUCCGCUGGUUACUGUUCAUCUCCUCCAUAACUCUCUUCCCUCGACUUGAGUGAACGUGGUUGGGCCGGUAGCCAGGUGCAUGCAUGAGUUCAUGGCUGAAGGGAGAGAGAGAGAGAAAGAGAGAGAGAGAGAGAGAGAGAAAGAGAGAGAGAGAGAGAAAGAGAGAGAGAGAGAGAGAGAGAGAGAGAGAGAGAGGAGUGCGCACCCAAAUUAUGUAUAUCCCAUGUUUAAGUGGGAGAUUCAUUCUAGUUUUGUACCUGUAUCUAUCCUUAUUAUAGCGGA